AUGUCAAGACCAAGAUCACACUCACUCUCUUAUCACCACCACUUCUUGUUAAUGAUGCCAGUUUUUCUUCUCAUUUUCCACUCUCUUCCUCAUUCCUCUCUCGCCAUCCGUCCUACUCACUCCGAUCGCUUAGAUUUCGAACUCACCAACUCCACCGACUCCAAUGUCUCCCUCUCCACUCCUCGACAAGGCUCCUUUGCUGAUAUCAUUGAUCGAGCUCUUCAGCACGAGUUCACCGACAACGAUGAUCAAAACGAAGCUUUAUUAACAGUGCCGGAUUCGGGAGGUUUCAAUAACAGUGUAGCAGAACAACAGGCUGUUCUGGAGACUGUGGCCAGAGUCACGCCGAACAAGAAUGACACUAAAGAUGAAAAGUCAUUUCAACUCCAUCAUGUAUUCAAUAGAGGCGAGGACACCCCAAUAUUAAUAGAUCGAAAGGACAAUGUAUUUAUCAUUUCUAACUUUAAAUCCAAGUAUCCGGUGCUACAGCUAGAUUUACGAUUGAUUUCAGACUUGGUAGUUGCUAUUGUUUCAGCAACUUGUGGCGGUGUUGCAUUUGCUUUUGCUGGACAACCGGUCAUUACUGGAUAUCUUCUAGCUGGCUCCAUUGUUGGACCUGGAGGCUUUAACUUCAUCAAUGAAAUGGUGCAGGUGGAAACAGUGGCUCAAUUUGGCGUAGUAUUUAUUCUCUUUGCAAUGGGCCUGGAGUUUUCCAUGACAAAGCUUCGAGUUGUUCGGUCUGUUGCAGUUCUUGGAGGCUUACUUCAGAUUUUUCUAUUUAUGUGCAUGUGUGGUUUUACUGUAUCAUUAUGUGGUGGUAAAGCUUCAGAAGGGAUUUUUGUUGGUGCUUUCCUUUCGAUGUCUUCAACAGCAGUGGUCUUGAAGUUUUUGAUGGAAAAGAACACUACUAAUGCCCUUCAUGGACAAGUCACGAUUGGGACCCUUAUUUUACAGGAUUGCGCUGUUGGAUUGCUCUUUGCAUUGCUUCCAGUUUUGGGUGGAACCUCAGGUGUUUUUCAAGGAGUUAUAUCAAUGACAAAGCUGUUGGCGACGUUGAUUGCAUUUCUCUCUAUUCUUUCAAUAUUGUCUCUCACUUGCCUUCCGUGGUUUCUUAAACUGAUGAUAAGCCUAUCAUCACAGACAAAUGAACUCUAUCAGCUGGCGUCUGUUGCAUUCUGCUUGCUUGUAGCCUGGUGUAGUGAUAAGCUGGGAUUAAGUCUAGAGCUAGGUUCCUUUGCUGCUGGAGUGAUGAUUGCAACCACUGAUCUGUCUCAACAUACACUAGAGCAAAUUGAACCUAUUUGCAAUCUUUUUGCUGCUCUUUUCCUUGCAAGCAUUGGAAUGCUGAUUCAUGUACAUUUUCUCUGGAACCAUGUUGAUAUUUUGGUAGCAUCAGUAAUUUUGGUGAUUGUAAUUAAAACAAUCAUAAUUGCUUCAGUUGUAAAAGGAUUUGGUUACAAUAACAAGACUUCGGUACUUGUGGGAAUGUCCAUGGCACAGAUAGGAGAAUUUGCUUUUGUUCUUCUCAGUCGUGCUUCAAAUCUUCAUCUAGUUGAGGGUAAACUGUAUCUGCUGCUUCUUGGGACCACAGCUCUUAGUUUGGUGACGACUCCUUUACUUUUCAAGCUGAUUCCUGCUGUAGUACAUCUUGGUGUGCUAUUGAGGUGGUUUUCUCCCGACGGUACAGUGGAGAUUGGAUAUAAGGUAGAUAUCCUCGUCCGCUCAGAUAGUGGUAAGCAGCGGAUAAUUUUGAUGGAUCAAGAAGCUCACGAUUGUUAA
Vicia faba (fava bean) is the source of this 1779-nucleotide messenger RNA. The record is from the annotation of a GenBank genome assembly. Lineage: Eukaryota; Viridiplantae; Streptophyta; Magnoliopsida; Fabales; Fabaceae.